CAUAACUAGUAAUUCAUAGAGAAGACAAGUGACUAACGACACGUUUUUUGUGUUGUUGUUGACUCUUUUCAUUUCUCACCGUCUCGCUCGUGGCUGGUCUCGAGCUAUACGUACGUCUAUUCUAUUCCGUCGUCGCUGGGUUGCCUCACUGCGCCGAGAGAGUCGAUCGAGCUCGCGACGCGACUCGAGUUAUUAGUUUUUUCCACGCCGAUCGAUCAAGAUGCACUCGAUGAGCCAAGCUUCGAGGAUUCUCCUGGCCUUCUCGCUGGCUAUUUCAGCCUGCGUCUGGGCUGGCAAGGACAUUAGCGAAGGACCAACUCCUGAAUACGUAAAGCAGUGCUCGAAAAGCGACCCAAAUCUCAAGCCAUGUCUGCUCGACGCUCUGGAUCAUUUGAGGCCUUACCUGAGGGAUGGAAUACCGGACAUCGAUUUGCCAGCCGUCGAGCCUUUUCGCAUGGACGAGCUGAAGCUGUCACUGACAGGUGGGCCGAACGGUUACACAGUGCGUCUACGCGAGCUCUACGUGAGGGGAGCGAGCAACUACACGGUCGAGGACAUCAAGUUGGGCUCACCCUUCGAAGCGAUCAUCAGGAUGCCUGCGCUCAUCCUUGAUGCUCAGUACUCCAGCUCGGGCAUCCUGAUAAUCCUGCCGGCGAGCGGCAACGGAACCUUCCACGCCCGCUUCGGUAACGCCCGCGCACUGGUGCGGGGCCUGGUCUCGACCCACCAGCGCGAGAACAACAACAAGACGUAUCUGCGAGUCGACACGCUCGACGUCAAGCUCGGCGUCAAGGACGUCCACAUGAGAGUCAGCAAGAUAUUCAACAAUAAUCGCAUAUUGACCGAGGCGACCAAUCUCUUUCUGCGGGAAAACGGCCAAGAAGUGCUCAAAGUCAUGGAGCCUCAGCUGAAAAGGAAACUCUCCACGGUCUUCAUCGGUAUCGUUAAUCAGCUCCUGCUCCACGUACCGGUCGAGACGUUUUUGCUGCCGUAAUGUAAUUGCGAGCUGCGUCCAAAAGUAUCUUGUACAAAAUAACAACUCAUUACUUUCGAUUGUGACUCGUGAAUUUUAUCCUGUACCUUACCGACUUAUUAAGCAACUUUUUCUACGGGAAACAGCUGCCUUACUAUUAGUAAACGUAAAUAAAUCUAUACUUAUAGCCUACCUCGUCGGCACUUGCGAUUUUGCAUGUUUUUGAUUAGUUUUUAGCCUUGUUGGUUUGUUUUUUUCUUAUUAUAUCAUAUCUUUUAUUCAUGUUAUUAUUAAUUUUCUAUCGGUGGCAAAAUGUCAAACUUGAAUGCGCUGACGUACAGCUUAGGAAUCGUGGGAUUAGCUUCUCGUAAAUGGCACGUUUGCGCUGGAUUUUUUCGUUAAAUCGUUGCAAUUAUAUCGGGCCUGCAUACGUGGAGCAUGAUUUUCGUUUGUGCAAAACGAUGGUCAUCUUUAGCAGGAACUUAUCAGACGAUGAUGUAAUGUAAUUUAAUGCGAUAGCCAACCUAAUGUGCCGAUACUUUGACUUUAAUUUUUAUUCUACGAUUUGUGAUAGUAAAGAUAUUUCAAUAAAAUUACAUUUUUAUUCGAA
Messenger RNA from Trichogramma pretiosum, 1583 nucleotides. It is a transcript of the gene Jhbp1, whose product is annotated as protein takeout. Lineage: Eukaryota; Metazoa; Arthropoda; Insecta; Hymenoptera; Trichogrammatidae. The record is from RefSeq and is a predicted model, not a curated record. The transcript has 5 exons. The coding region runs from base 221 to 994 and encodes 257 amino acids.